UCAAAUAAUUUUAUAGUUCAAAGGUUAUUAUUGCAUUGUACUUGAGUGGACUGUAUUGCAUGGUGUAUAUAAGUAUUUGAUAGAAGGGAGAGGAUUGUUGCCAUCAGCUGUGUGCAAUGGACCCUAGUGACCCGUACUCCUCAUAUCGUAGUCCCCUCACGAGUCGCUAUGCCAGCAAGGACAUGCUCUGGACAUUCUCAGAGAGACACAAGUUCACCACAUGGAGAAAGCUAUGGCUCUACCUCGCACAGGCACAGAAGGAGUUGGGACUUCCUGUUACUGACGAGCAGAUCAAAGAAAUGGAGUCCAAUGUUGAGAAUAUAGACUUUGGUUUGGCAGCAAAGGAGGAGAAGAAGAGACGACACGAUGUAAUGGCACAUGUACACACGUUUGCCAGUUGCUGUCCCAAAGCCUCCGCCAUCAUCCACCUCGGGGCCACCUCCUGCUAUGUCACUGAUAACACUGACCUGAUUGUGAUUCAAGAGGGCAUCAAUCUUCUACUAACAAAAGUUGCCAGGUGUAUUCAGAGGCUAGCUGACUUUGCAGAGAAGCACAAAGACCUACCCACUCUUGGAUAUACGCACUUCCAGCCUGCCCAGUUGACGACGGUUGGUAAGAGAGCUUGUCUGUGGCUCAAUGAUUUAUUGAUGGACCUCCACAACUUGGAGCACUCUAGAGACAGGCUUCGGUUUAGAGGUGUAAAGGGGACCACUGGAACACAAGCAUCCUUCCUGGCUCUGUUUAAUGGAGACCACGAUAAGGUUGUGGAACUGGAUAGAAGAGUCACUGAACUAGCAGGCUUCAAAAGUUUGUUCAUUGUGACUGGACAAACGUACACUCGUAAACAAGACCUUGACGUGCUCUCCUCUGUCAGUGGGGUGGGGGCCACAGCUCACAAGAUAGCCACAGACAUUCGCCUCCUCGCCAGCAAGAAGGAAAUGGAGGAACCGUUCGAGCAAGAUCAGAUCGGGUCCAGUGCCAUGCCCUACAAGAGGAACCCCAUGAGAUGUGAGAGGUGUUGCAGUCUGGCACGCCACCUCAUGGUCCUGGUGUCUGAUGCACAGCAAACAGCUGCCGUCCAAUGGUUGGAGCGUUCCCUUGACGACUCGGCCAAUCGUAGGAUUAGUCUGGGAGAGUCUUUCCUCACUGCAGACUCUGUCCUCAAUACACUACAGAAUGUGUUUGAGGGACUAGUUGUCUACCCUAAGGUAAUUGAGAAGAACAUUUCGCAAGAGCUUCCGUUUAUGGCGACUGAAAAUGUCAUAAUGGCGAUGGUCAAGACGGGGGCGGACAGACAGGAGUGCCAUGAGCAGAUCAGAGUGCUGUCUCAAGAGGCUGGUAACGAGGUGAAGCUGCAUGGUCGUGAGAAUGAUCUGGUCAGUCGACUGAGGGCCUCUCCUUACUUCAACCCCGUACACUCACAACUGGGGGAGCUGUUGGACCCACAGACGUUCACUGGGAGAGCUCCACAACAGGUGGAUCAUUUCCUGUCGGCUGAGGUGAGACCAGCCCUCGUCCCUUACACUGACCAGCUGCAGGGAACUGCCAAACUAGACAUUUGAUUGACUCUACGUAUACUCUAUAUUAUACGAUUAUUAUUAAGUACAAUCAUAUAUAAUCAUAUAUAAUAUUAUUGAAUGCCAUUUUUCAAUUGUUAUGAAAAGUGAAAUGUGAAA
Messenger RNA from Halichondria panicea, 1676 nucleotides. RefSeq names its product adenylosuccinate lyase-like. Gene Ontology annotation, molecular function: (S)-2-(5-amino-1-(5-phospho-D-ribosyl)imidazole-4-carboxamido) succinate lyase (fumarate-forming) activity; N6-(1,2-dicarboxyethyl)AMP AMP-lyase (fumarate-forming) activity. Gene Ontology annotation, biological process: 'de novo' AMP biosynthetic process. The transcript is spliced from 12 exons. The record is from RefSeq and is a predicted model, not a curated record. NCBI's taxonomy places the organism in Eukaryota, Metazoa, Porifera, Demospongiae, Suberitida, Halichondriidae. The coding region runs from base 117 to 1562 and encodes 481 amino acids. Gene Ontology annotation, cellular component: cytosol.